CUUUGGACUAUUGACUCAUUUUCAAUACGACAAACAGGUAGGACUAGGAUAUAAAGCAUAAUUUUAACUGACGGAUAACAGUUAUCACUGGACAGCUGCAAACACACAGUGUACUACAGAAGAGUUUAUGUACAGGAAAAGCAUGAUGCAAGACCAGGAGAAGAUGUCUGAGGAACACUUUUUCACCCGCCUUGGAAACAUUCCUGUGGUGGGUACAACUUGGACCCAGGCCUGGGGCCUCUACCAGAAAACUAAGGACAGUAAUACCAUCAUUCGCUCGACCCUCAACAUGGCAGAGUCUGGCAUCAAAACUGUGGCUGAGACAACCAAACCCAUGGUGGAGAAAUAUCAGCCUCAGAUUGAGAUUGUGAACAAAUAUGCUUGUCAACAGCUAGAAAAUCUGGAGAAGAAUUACCCAGUCAUCAAUAAGCCAACUGAUGAGUUGGUGGCUGAAGGCAAGGAGUUGGUGCAGCCGACCAUCGAUCGUGUCAAUGCUGUUCGGCAGUAUGGCACCGACACCAUCAAUAAGGUGGGAGAUAUGAAACAGAUAGGAAAGGACACAGUGUCCAAUGUGAAGGACUACAGUCUGAUGCAGGUGUCCAAGGCAAUGGACACACCUUAUGGUCAUUUUGUGGCUGACAAGGUCAACACAGCCUUGACCUUGUCUGAAGAAUAUCUUGACAAGUACCUACCAGAGGAAGAUGAUGAAAAUGAUGAGAACGACUCUGACGAGGCCAAAGAAAUGGACGAAUACCCACCGAAUCCUGUUGGGCGUGCUAAGGAUUUGACAACAAAGUUGAGGCGUAGGAUGUACAAACGAGCUAUGAAGGAUUUGAGAAACGUCCAGGUCCGCAGUCAGGAAAAUCUGGCCAAACUUAGCUUCACGGUAGACCUGAUUGAUUAUGCCAAAACAAACAUGGAGUCUGCUAAAGGGCGAGCAGAGGAGAAGGUUGGAGAACUCCAGACCAAGAUGAGCACAUUGUGGACAGAGAUAAAUAAGGAGACAUCAGAGUUAGAGGAGGGGGAACUGGUACCUGCAGAGACAAUGGAGACCAAAUCCAUUAUCAUGGCUCGCCACCUCACCAAACAACUCCGUACCGGACUUUCCACCUUCAGUCACUAUGUUCCCGAAUCCCUUCAACCUGCUGCUCUACGUGAACGCCUCCAACAGACAUACCAGUACACCGAAGACCUCUACUCAUACUUCAAAGACGUUGCAAAAUAUGAGGAUAUGCCCAGCUUAGCACUGACACAGGCCAAAGAAAAGUUGGGGUAUCUGCAGUCCACCCUUGGCUUCCUGACAGAAACAUUUGUCACCGUCCCACUGAACUGGCUGGAACCGGAUGUGGCAGUAGAGGUAGACCUUGGAGAUAUUGCUGUUGACAAUCCUGAACCCGUUGAUGCCACCGAUUGUAAUGGACAUAUCCCAGGAGCAGACACAUCCGACAGUCCAGCCAAUCCAUGAAAGUGAUCACUACACAGGUUAUGAACAGAUCUAUAACACACUUAACUAUAUCCCAUCUAUAAUGGACUUUCUACAUGUCUGACAAUUUGUCACAAUAUGAGAAUUUUGACCUUGAGUAAGGACCUGUUUUCCACUGAAUUCAUUGUGCAUUAAUGACUCAAAGGUUACUAUUUAUAUGAUAUAGUAGAGCCUUUCUGAAGUCGGUGAUAUUUUUAGGGGAGCUAGCUGAUAUAUAUAGCCAUGCAAUUAAUUUAAGUGCCUUCGAGAUAAUAUGUGGAAUUUGAUCGAACUGAAAAUAUGGUAUCUGCUAAUCAAUCGGCGAAAUAUAUUUGUGUAGGAAAAUAGAAGACCUUGAAAUUGUUAAAUCUAUAUUACAACUAAACUUACAAUAAAAUCUAAAUCUAGGAUAUUUUGAACCACUCAAAACCUGUUAAUGAAUGGCAUUUUGGACAUUAAAGGAUGUUUAUAAAGAUUGCUUAUAAAUUACAACCAGGAAAUACAAGCACAAUCAGUUUAAUUGUUUGGGGAUAUUUAAACUUGUAAGAUAAUUUAGACCCAUUGUUUUUUCUGUUACUUUUGUUGUUCAACAUUGAUGUUGUAAUAUUUGUUGUUUGACACAAGUUCUUGGCUAGAUGAAUUUAUUAAUACAUUUCAAUUAUCAUUAAAGGGAUGAAUAUCUAAUCAAGGGAAAAUGAAAAUGACAGCAUUAUUUACCAAUAGGUGCAGUAGUAACAAUAUGGUAGAUCCUUUUCAUUCAAGAUCAAAGGGUUGACAAUUGCAUUAAUGCAACUACAUCUUCUAAAUUUCGAUCAGUGAUUCAGCUCUCCAGAUACUGAAAAUGACUUUAUAGUCAAUGAAAAAUAUGCAUCAAUAUUGUUUUCGUACUACUCUAUGUAAAAAUCUGUCUUUGUGCAAUAAACAAUCCAAUACAUUGUAG
This is a messenger RNA of Mizuhopecten yessoensis (Yesso scallop), 2402 nucleotides long. Its product is annotated as perilipin-2-like. Gene Ontology annotation, biological process: positive regulation of triglyceride storage; lipid storage. NCBI's taxonomy places the organism in Eukaryota, Metazoa, Mollusca, Bivalvia, Pectinida, Pectinidae. The transcript is spliced from 10 exons. The coding region runs from base 128 to 1465 and encodes 445 amino acids. The record is from RefSeq and is a predicted model, not a curated record. Gene Ontology annotation, cellular component: cytosol; lipid droplet.